ACUACUCUGUUUUUCAGAGUCGUUUAGAAUACCUUUUCAACCUUGUAUUGAUCUAUGCCUUGUCUACACCGCGCCUACGCAGACCAUCUAGCUUUUGUACUUGUCUGUAGUCUUUCUAGAUAAACCAUUCGAUUUUUUAGGAUUCAAACUGUGCGAUCACGAUAUUUUCCUCGUGUAAUAAUCUUCCCUGUGUAUUGCUAUUAAGGAGAUGAUAACUAGGAGUGGGGAGUCGCUCUGCCCUGGGAAACGAACACGCCAGGUGCGAAUGUAAGGAAGAUUGGGAUCAACUCGAGCCCAACUUCCUUGAGAAGGGAAAAGGCUAUCAAAGUGUCCUGACGGCGACAGUGUGAGCAUUAUGUAGUCGGGCCUCAACAUAAUACUCAGUGUACUACACUGAAUGCAAAUUUUAACUUAAAAGUUUGCAUAUCAAAGGCCUUGAUGUGAACAAUGGUCAGCGGGUCACUCGUGCUUGGUAACGGGAUGACUCGACUUCUAGACACAGCGUGAGGAUGAUAACAAAUCUAGUUGAAAUAAGAAAUUAGUGCACGAAUCGUAUAAGAUAUUUGCUUAAGGUCAGAUGUGCUUCUAUUGAUAAGUCUACUUGAUUAGAACUAUUAUUAUUUUCUUGUUAGAAGACAAUUUGAAUAAUAAGAUUCACAAGUUUUGGCAGAUAAAGUAAACAUCCUUCCCCCUUUACUUACAGUUUUUCUAUAUUUUGAAAAUUGAAAUAUUAAUUUUUAAUUAAGUUUACUCUCUCUUUUAUUUCAUCCAAAUUCUAUGCAUCAUCAGAUCACGUAGGUGCUUCGAUAGGUGGCACUUCUAUUCUAAUUAAAAUAUAACGACAUUUUGAUGAAAGUAACGAGAGACAAGUAUAUGUUGCCCGUAACAAGCGUUUGAUGAAAUUUCCCAAGGCCAGGCUGUAAUUGUACGUAAAAAGUGGGGGAAGAAUGAGGGAGAGCGAACAAACUGCCGUACAAGACUUUGAAUAUGGAGAAAACAUCGACCAAGACGAGCAAAACGAAUCCGGCUUCAAAGAUUUCCUGGAUAAUACAACACUUCACGGUGCGAGGUACUUGAAUGAAAAACAUUUUCUGCGUAAGUUAAUUUGGGCGCUUUUUCUCAUUGCUGCGUUUUCUGUAUGCGGAUUCCAGACUUUUAAAUGCUUUUCAGCGUAUUACGAGAGACCAUUCUCAACAGUCAUGAUGAAAAAAAGAGUUCCAGAGUUAGACUUUCCGGCUAUAACCAUAUGCAACCUGAACGCUUUGAGUAAGAAUCAAUAUGUUAAAAUUCAAAGAAUGUUUAAAGACAACAGAACAGAUGAUGUAAUUGUAAAGGAGAUUGAGGAACUUUUGAAUAUAAUGGGGUCCCUUCAUCAAGGUGGUAACAUAUCAAGAGAAGACCAGGAAUAUUUACAGAAAUUCUUCGACCCUGCGUAUGAGCUGAGAACGAAAAUUCUUUACGAUGCGCUUAUAAACUAUUCACACCAAAUUGAGGGAAUCCUGUCCAUGCAGUGGUUUGGUCCAUGUAAAUGGCAGGGUCAACCUUGUAAUGCAACAAACUUCACUCACAUUAUAGACUUAAAGAUGGGGAAGUGUUACACUUUUAAAUCUAAUCUGAAAUCAUCUCUUGUUGGGCCAAAUAAUGGCUUACGGCUCAGGUUGAAUUUGGAGGAGAGCGAUCAUGUACGGAACGCGUACGUGCCGAUGUCAGGGUUUAAGGUUGUUAUACACGAUAGAUGGGAAUAUCCCUUUCCAGACGAAGAAGGUUUCGCACUUCAACCCGGUUCACAUGCGUACUGUUCGAUACGGCAGAAAAAGAUCAUUAAUCUACCGCACCCAUAUGAGACCAAAUGCAAUAAGAGAAGCAACUACUUCAGCGAUCACUUCAACUUGCCUUACUCCCUUUCCGCCUGCAUCAAGCAGUGUCUAUACGACUACGGGAUGGAAAAGUGCAAUUGCCAACCGCUUUUCAAAUUCAAAGAAAACGAAGAAUUUUGUUCCGUCAAGGAUGUAUUUGAGUGCAUUUAUCCAAAAUUCUAUGGUCAAGCUCUUCCCGACAAAGUCGCCAAAUGUGCAAAUAGUUGUCCCGAGGCCUGUUCUUACACCAAGUACGAUGCCAAGCUUUCCUACGCGAACGCGGUAGGGAAUGCCUUUUCGCAGAGCCUGCCACCGGUCACUAGCAAGGGGGCCAAGUCUGAGUCGUACAAGCGCUUACUGAACCUGACAGUAGAGAAAAGAGAGAAGUAUUUCCGGGAAAACGUCGUUUCUUUAGAUGUGUAUUACGAGGAGCUGAGUUAUGACCAGAUCGAGCAGAAACCAGCUUUUGACGACUGGGCCUUAAUCGGUAAUAUAGGCGGUUAUUUGGGGCUGUUCCUUGGGAUGAGUUUGCUGACAGUAGCGGAGCUCUGUGACUUCAUGAUGACGUCACUUCUUCGUUUUUGCAAACAGAAACAGAAGGUGUUUAGCGGUAGCACAAACAGAUGACUUGUCAAUCAAAAUGCAACGACUAUAAGGAACUUUAUAUCCAUAACACUUUCUAUUCAUAGCCUAAUUGUACAAUGAACAUCUUCUUUCGCCUUUAGUCAUACCAGAAGAUGUUUGCUAUGGAUGCAUGUCAAACUUCUCGUUCACGACUUAAAAAAGACCUCGAUGAUAGAAAGCCUACUGUUUCCACCGAUGCCAGGUCCUCUCGACCGGAACGGAUUUCGGGCUCAGACGGAACCUGCUAGCAGGGUUUGGAUGGGGGGGGGGGGGGGGGUGCAUGUCGGUAGUCAGUUAAAAUUUUCCAUAAUUUGUCGGUAGUCGGUAAGAAUUAUCAGUCUUUGUUGGUAGUCGGUGAAUCUAAGCUAGUAUGUUGCUUUUGCACGUCGCUCUUGUACUUGAUUUCAUGUAUAAACAAGAUUAAACAUUAUUUAGGAUUGAUUAGUAAUUAAUAACUUAUUGAUAAUAAAUUAAUUAUGGAUUAAUAAUUGACUGAAAAGUUGGUGCAACAGGAAAUAAAUAGUGCAGAUUCUGAAAUGGCCGAAUUCAUUGACGAUGGAAGUAAAGAGUAAAAAUACCGGAAAUAAAAAGAUGAAGGUAGUCAGUAAA
Molecule: messenger RNA, 3089 nt
Organism: Nematostella vectensis (starlet sea anemone)
Lineage: Eukaryota; Metazoa; Cnidaria; Anthozoa; Actiniaria; Edwardsiidae
Product: degenerin deg-1
Exons: 6
Coding region: 948-2483 (511 amino acids)
Biological process (GO): sodium ion transmembrane transport
Cellular component (GO): membrane
Molecular function (GO): ligand-gated sodium channel activity
Source: RefSeq, a predicted model, not a curated record